Molecule: messenger RNA, 705 nt
Organism: Rotaria sp. Silwood2
Lineage: Eukaryota; Metazoa; Rotifera; Eurotatoria; Philodinida; Philodinidae
Source: the annotation of a GenBank genome assembly
AUGAUUUUGCUCGAAAGUUCACCGAUCAUCCCGCUCGGAAUUGUUACCUAUCUUUUCCUUGACAAUGUACCCAAUGCAGUUCAGUGGCUGAAGAAUAUUGAGAAGCAGAUAUUGGCAAAUCUUCUUCGAAAUGAUGCUGGUAUAACCGAUCGUAAUCUCACAUCAAUUACUCGACUUUCAUGGCGAGAAGUUUGUUAUGUUUUUGUCGAUUGGCGAAUCUAUCUCUAUGGCCUGAUUGAUUGUGGCAAUGCGGCUGUCACUCUAUCUUUGACAACAUUUCUUACCACACUGAUGGAAAAUAUGGGUUACUCUAAAACUGAAGCAAGCUUAAUGAUAGCACCACCUAAUGUUGUCGCAUGUAUUUGCUAUUUGCUGGCCAUCUAUUCGUCGUCACGUCGAAAUGAACAUGGCUAUCAUAUUGCGUUUUGUCUAUCGAUUGGUUUAUUGGGAUGUAUCCUAAUGCUCACUCUGUUCGAUAAAGGUAAAGUGGCAAUUUUUGUCAGUACUACCGUUACUUUUUGUGGUAUAUUUUUUACAUGUCCUUUACUGGUCUCUUGGUUAACAAAUAAUGCUGGUGGUCAUACAAAUGAAGCAAUGGCGAUUAGUUUCGUUAUCCGUAUCGGUGAAAUGAGUGGCAUUGUCACACCUCUGGUCAGAAUUCGGCGUGUUAUAACUUAUGGAAUAACUUCUGAAGUCGAUUUGUAA